AUGUUGUUCCCCAUUCCCAAAAUGACCGCCACUCCCACGGAGGGAGAGGUGAAGAUCCCUUUGCUGUUCUUCGUUCAACGCAUUCAACGCCAUGUGUUAAGACUGAUUUACGAGGUCCCCUCCGACGAAGAAGCCAUGACCUUGGUGGAUGAUAACUACAGUUCCGAUGCGUUGUUUGAAUGGAACUCCGAGCGACUGGAUCUAGACGGGUUCAAGAAAUUUGUCCAAGAAUGGCGCGCUCGCUACAUCUUCCUAGACUUCGAGUUUCACGAAGCCGUUGCCACGCCUGAUGUCAACGACAAAGAGGGACGUGGAGGCACGAUCGGCUUCGCGCUGAAGGGGCGCGUUGUGUCCAAAGAUGAUGGGAAAAUGUAUGGAGGGAAGGUUCAUGCUAUCUUCAAGGUUGAAUGGAUUGGAGAUCGUCGGGUCAUCACCAGGAAUGCUCAGGUCUUGCAGGGACCCUACGUGGUUGAGGAUGAAAGAUAA
Messenger RNA from Aspergillus neoniger CBS 115656, 486 nucleotides. RefSeq lists its product as uncharacterized. The record is from RefSeq and is a predicted model, not a curated record. The transcript has 4 exons. The coding region runs from base 1 to 486 and encodes 161 amino acids. NCBI's taxonomy places the organism in Eukaryota, Fungi, Ascomycota, Eurotiomycetes, Eurotiales, Aspergillaceae.